CGGGCCCCGCGGGGGUUUUGCCGCGGGUUUCCCCCCGCCGCCCCGCUGCGGCGAGCCCUGCGCGGGCAGGUGCGGCGGCGGGUGAGGCCGCUGCCCUGCGGCGGGUCGGCGCACGGAGGCUUCUUCAAUGGAAGUAUGUUACCAGCUGCCGGUGCUGCCGCUGGACAGGCCGGUGCCGCAGCACGUCCUCAGCCGCAGAGGGGCCAUCAGCUUCAGCUCCAGCUCCGCGCUCUUCGGCUGCCCCAACCCCCGGCAGCUCUCGCAGAGACGUGGAGCAAUUUCCUAUGACAGCUCCGACCAGACCGCGCUCUACAUUCGUAUGCUAGGAGAUGUGCGAGUAAGAAGUCGGGCAGGAUUUGAGACAGAGAGAAGAGGCUCUCAUCCAUACAUUGAUUUCCGUAUUUUUCACUCAAACUCUGAGAUCGAGGUGUCUGUGUCUGCGAGGAACGUGAGGCGCUUGCUGAGCUUCCAGAGGUACCUGCGCUCCUCCCGCUUCUUCCGCGGCAGCGCCGGCCCGCACGCCUCCAACAUCUUGGAUGAUGAUUAUAAUGGACAAGCCAAGUGCAUGCUGGAGAAGGUUGGAAAUUGGAAUUUUGAUAUUUUUCUUUUUGAUAGACUGACAAAUGGCAACAGUCUUGUCAGCUUAACCUUUCACCUGUUCAAUCUUCAUGGACUCAUUGAGCACUUCCAGCUGGACACCAUGAAACUCCGGAGGUUUUUGGUUAUGGUUCAGGAAGAUUAUCACAGUCAGAACCCCUAUCACAACGCAGUCCAUGCUGCUGAUGUGACUCAGGCCAUGCACUGUUACUUAAAAGAGCCCAAGCUUUCCAGAUCUUUAACCCCAUGGGAUGUCCUGCUCAGUUUAAUAGCAGCUGCCACACAUGAUUUGGAUCACCCAGGUGUUAACCAACCCUUCCUAAUUAAAACAAACCAUUACUUAGCAACUUUAUAUAAGAAUACCUCAGUACUGGAGAACCAUCACUGGAGAUCAGCAGUGGGCUUGCUGAGAGAGUCUGGUUUAUUUGCACACAUGUCCCUAGAGAACAGGCAGCUGAUGGAAAGCCAGAUAGGAGACCUGAUUCUUGCCACUGACAUCAGCCAGCAGAACGAGUACCUGGCCAUGUUCCGAUCCCACCUGGACAGAGGAGACCUAUGCCUGGAGAACGCCAACCACCGACACUUCAUCCUCCAGAUGGCUCUGAAGUGCGCUGAUAUCUGCAACCCCUGCCGGACGUGGGAGCUGAGCAAGCAGUGGAGUGAGAAAGUAACAGAGGAGUUCUUCCAUCAAGGAGACAUCGAAAAGAAAUACCACUUGGGUGUGAGUCCCCUCUGUGACCGGCAGACAGAAACCAUCGCCAACAUCCAGAUCGGCUUCAUGACGUACCUGGUGGAGCCUCUCUUCGGGGAGUGGGCACGCUUCUCCAACACCAGGCUCUCGCAGACCAUGCUGGGCCACCUGGGACUCAACAAGGCCAGCUGGAAGGGGGUGCAGCGGGAGCAGGCCGCCGGUGCUGCCGGCGAUGACGUGGACCCUGCCUUCGAGGAGAUGGACUCAGACUUAUUACCUCAGGAACCUCGCUUGUCCUGACCUCAACCUUCCUGACGAAACUGCCUCUUCCCUUGGUAUCUGCAGGGUUGGACGACAGGAGCCGCUCCCCAGCCCCAGGUUUUGGUCCGAAGUGAUGCCAGCAUUAUUUAUUUCCAGCUUCCCUUUUGACUCAGCCCUGCUGCCCCUGCCAGGCCAGAACCCAGAGCAAUACCCGGCCGGACUGCGCUCGGAGCCUCCAUAUGCAAAGCACAGCAGGGACUGAGCCGCGGGGGGCGGUGCCGGAGCCGCCUCUGCCUCCGGGCUUCCUCCUUUUCCCUCGGUUUCACUCGCGGGAGAAACAGAGCGAAAGGAAACGAAGGGUCUUCAGAGUCCAAGGCUGGGGUGGUUCCGCUGCCUUGGGCUGCAGCGAGGCCUGGUGAGGGCAGCCCCCUUCCUCCCAGCCCCUCUCUUGGUAGGGAAAUGUGAAGUGCCCAUCCUCUGCUGCCUCUGGCCAGACUCCAUGUUUACAACAGAACUCGGAACCUGCCGGUUCUACACUCCCAACCUUGGCUUCACGGCUGUGAAGGAACCGCUGAGGGGAAAAAAAAGACAACAAAACUGUUGGGGUCGUUGGG
This is a messenger RNA of Dryobates pubescens (Downy woodpecker), 2163 nucleotides long. RefSeq names its product phosphodiesterase 7A (gene PDE7A). The record is from RefSeq and is a predicted model, not a curated record. The transcript is spliced from 13 exons. Bases 128 to 1588 code for a protein of 486 amino acids. NCBI's taxonomy places the organism in Eukaryota, Metazoa, Chordata, Aves, Piciformes, Picidae. Gene Ontology annotation, molecular function: 3',5'-cyclic-AMP phosphodiesterase activity.